GGGCUAAUCCUCACUGUGGACGUGAGACAGGCUUUGGGUUGGUAAAUUCAUAAUUAAAGGACGGCAAGAAUCAGCUGGCAACUGGUGUGUUGAUAAGAUGACAUCCAUGAACAAGGGCAAUGAAGAGAAGAUACGGGGAGCGAACAGGAAGCAGCUCCUGGAAGAGUUAAACGAGAAGCGUGAGUCCUACUGUCUGGUGGAGAGAAGCAACCAAGUCAGCCUGCUGAGAGUUCAGAAGAGGCACUUUAGCAAGGCCUACCAGACCUUAGCUUGCAUGCAUAUCAAAGAAUCUGUUCCGGAAAGUACCAGGACCUCCUGGAUCAAACAUGAUCUCUCUGUGCACAAGGAGAAAAGGCACUUUCUGCCAAAAAAUAAUGCCAUAUUUGGAUAAAGUACAUCUCCAGACAUACACAAAUAAACUCUCUUCCAUC
Molecule: messenger RNA, 431 nt
Organism: Mus pahari (shrew mouse)
Lineage: Eukaryota; Metazoa; Chordata; Mammalia; Rodentia; Muridae
Gene: Spata45
Product: spermatogenesis associated 45
Exons: 3
Coding region: 98-391 (97 amino acids)
Source: RefSeq, a predicted model, not a curated record